Aedes aegypti (yellow fever mosquito) is the source of this 2019-nucleotide messenger RNA. It is a transcript of the gene Ns1, whose product is annotated as guanine nucleotide-binding protein-like 3 homolog. Gene Ontology annotation, cellular component: nucleolus. The record is from RefSeq and is a predicted model, not a curated record. Gene Ontology annotation, molecular function: GTP binding. Lineage: Eukaryota; Metazoa; Arthropoda; Insecta; Diptera; Culicidae. The coding region runs from base 130 to 1953 and encodes 607 amino acids. The transcript has 2 exons.
AAUCCCACGUUUUCGAAGACUGUUCGACUGUCACCACUCGCAGCGCAGCUCUUUCCAAAACAACCGUGAAAACGUGUUUGCGAUUCGUUCCUGAUCGCUCAGGAAAAUCGCUAGAAAUCCCCUUCAAAAAUGGCUUUGAAAGCGUUAAAAUGUCGUUCCUCCAAGCGGCAGAAGGCCUCGCUGCGCUACAAGAAGAUCAAGAAGAUCGCCGCUAGCAAAAGGAAGAAGGAGAAGGAAGCGAAGAAGCUGCCCAAGUUGCGGUCCAAAAAGCAGAAGCUGAUCCAGGUGCCAAAUGUUUGUCCCUUCAAGCGGGAGAUUCUGGAGGAGGUGGCCGAGCACAAGCAGUUCCAGGAGCGUGAAAAGGAACGCAAGAAGGAACUGCAGAAGCAACACCGGCAAUUGGCGAUGGAAGGGCAAACGAUGGAAUCGAUGGCCGCGGAUGCCCAGAAGCGAGGACAAGAAUUUGAUCCGAGUAAAGCGGAGGCAGUGGAGGAAGAGUACGUCAAUGUGGGACGGGGAAAGGAUUGGUCCCUGAAGGCGUACUUCAAAGAGUUCAAGAAGGUGAUUGACGCUGCGGAUGUAAUCUUGGAGGUGGUCGAUGCUCGGGAUCCGCUGGGGACGAGAUGCGCUGAAGUGGCCCAAAUAGUGCGGGAAGCACCCGGGCAGAAACGAUUGGUUCUCAUUCUGAACAAGGCAGAUUUGGUUCCAAGGGACAACUUGGAAAAGUGGAUGAAGUAUUUGCGCAAAAGUGGCCCGGUUAUUCCGUUUAAGGCCACCACUCAGACACAGAAGCAUCGGAUCGGAAACAGGAAGUUUAAGGCCACGACCACGUUGGAAUGCUCGCCUUGUAUCGGAGCUGAUUUGCUGAAGGAGCUGUUGGCCAACUACUGCCGCAGCGAUGAUAUUCGGACGUCCAUUCGGGUGGGAAUCGUAGGUCUUCCAAAUGUAGGCAAGAGUUCACUGGUCAAUUCCUUAAAGCGUAAAAGAGCUUGUCUGGUUGGAGCAAGGCCCGGCAUCACUAAGCAGAUGCAGGAAGUUCAAAUCGAUUCACAUGUAAAGCUUCUGGACAGUCCUGGAAUCAUUUUUCAGCGCCCCAAGGACGAAGACCGGAAUCGAUUCUUUGCCUUGAGGAACGCCCAGAAAGUGACGGAAAUCGAGGAUCCAUUCCCUCUGGCCGACGACAUCUUGAAGCGUGGAACUAUGAGCUACUUCUGCAAGUUGUACGACAUUUCAGAGUUCCAUUCGACGGAUGAGUUCUUGGCGAAGAAGGCCAUCAAAAUGGGUGCCCUGGCGAAGAAAGGCGUUCCAGACGUGAAGAAAGCCGCUCGGACCCUGAUCGAAGACUGGAACUGCGGAAAGAUCAAGUACUGCACGCAUCCUCCUGAAGAAGGCGACGAAGUCCAUUUGAGUGCCCAGCUCGUGUCCUCCGACGCCCCAGAAUUCAAUCUAGAAAGCUUCGACAACGUUCUGAAGGCCCUCGACACCGAGUACGAGGAAAGCUUCAAAAUGAAGGACAAAGACGGCGAAGAAAUGGCCGUCAUUUCCAAGGACGAAAUCCUCACGAUGGAACUGGAUUCGCAAGGACCGGUCAACAUGGAACUUUCGGCGGACGACCAGAAGAACAAAGCGCUGGAAAAGCUGAUCAGUAAUUCCGGUCGGAUUAUCGAACAGGACACCGAUAGCCAAACUCCGGCCAAGGGCAAGAAGCGUAAGGUGAACGAUUACGCCGAAGAGGAGAAGAAGUUCCGGAAGGAUCCCAUGUUCCAGAUCGAGGGCAACCAGACGGUGAACAAGAGCCGAAAGGCGGCGCUGAAGGCCAAGAAGAAGGCUUCGGCCCGGGAUGGGAAGAAAAUGGCAGAUGUGGCGGAUGAGAUGGAAUCGAUUUCGCUGACGGGAGCGGCCAAGAAGAAGAAAGUCGGAGGGGAUGAUUACGACUUCGAUGAGAUGAUGUAAAUGUGGCGGAAGGUAAUUCUAUCAGAUAGCGAUUAGGAAUGUAAUGAACCAUUUUUGAACUUACAA